This is a messenger RNA of Neodiprion fabricii, 1103 nucleotides long. RefSeq names its product icarapin-like (gene vir-1). NCBI's taxonomy places the organism in Eukaryota, Metazoa, Arthropoda, Insecta, Hymenoptera, Diprionidae. The record is from RefSeq and is a predicted model, not a curated record. Bases 209 to 802 code for a protein of 197 amino acids. The transcript has 4 exons.
AAAUUCAGCUGCAGAACAUUACCGGGAUUUGAGUGAGCCAGUUGAGUGACCUUGAUUGAGAGUUGUGCUUCGCGUAAGCGAUCCUUCGUUAUACUUGUAAUUUUCGUUCCUGCAAUUUUUUUUGAAUUGCUGCCUGUUUUUAUACUCUUUUACUUAAACUCGUUCUUACUCGUUCAGCACACAAGUUUCUACGCAAUUCAUCAUCAACAUGAAGAGCGCGUUUCGCCUACUGAUCUUCGCUUCGGCCCUGUUCGCCGUUGCCUUCGCUUAUCCAGGUGCACGUUCCGAAAGUUCUGAAAGUGAUGAAGAUUUCGAGAAGGUUGGUCCGAUUCUCGUCUUGUCCGAUGACCUGGAGGAUGGCUUCGGUGGCAGUUUCUUCAGCUCGUUUCCCAACAAUCCUUUCGACGGUUUUAUAACGAGAAUGCAAAACAUGAUGAAGAGAUUGAGGGAGCAAGUGGCAGCCUCUCUUCCAGAUUUGGGAAGUUCCGACGGCUUGUACGAUAUUCCCAAGAUCCCCGAGGGAGCAAACACCACCUCAACUACAAAGGUAAUCAACGGCCACGUUGUAACCGUUAACGAAACCACGUACAGCGACGGCGACGAAAACAGCGGUACAGUUUUACGGGUCCGUGUUGUCGACAUAAAACCGGUAAACACGACAGAGAAUCCUGACUCAGAAGAUGUGACGGCACCUGCCAACAAUGAGCCGCCUUCUUCCUCAUCUUCAUCCCCGGACCGUAGCGUUGAAUCCCUCGAAGAUUUCUCCAAGAAUGAAAUUCCCGAUCGGCUGGUCGCAAUCUAGUAAGCUGACCAAGAAAGAAUGAAUGAGAAAAUGUGUUUAAUGGAACGAGGAAAAUCAUAUGUAAUGUGUAUUUGAUAUAUAGUUUAGUCUGUAUUAUACUUUAUAGGUGUAGAUUCGUUACAUUCGCUUAAUAUCGGGUUUGUUAACAUGUUAUGAACCAAAAACGAAUUAGGAAUAUAUGUUAUAAGUGUGUUGUUAUAUGUAUACAUAUUAUUAUACCUAUAAUGAAGCCGGUGCUUGGGGAGCAUAUCUCGCCGGCCUCUUCCUAUAUUGGUAGGUGAAAUAUAUACUAUAUUUUAUA